Zea mays is the source of this 725-nucleotide messenger RNA. RefSeq lists its product as uncharacterized. The transcript has a single exon. Bases 77 to 487 code for a protein of 136 amino acids. Gene Ontology annotation, molecular function: structural constituent of chromatin; protein heterodimerization activity; DNA binding. The record is from RefSeq and is marked validated. Gene Ontology annotation, cellular component: nucleosome. Lineage: Eukaryota; Viridiplantae; Streptophyta; Magnoliopsida; Poales; Poaceae.
CCCCAGAAAGUCAACUCCUCCCCAAUUCCACGCUGCCACCAACUCGCCGUCCUCCGCGCCAAGCACCAAAGCUCCGAUGGCCCGCACGAAGCAGACGGCGCGCAAGUCAACGGGCGGCAAGGCGCCCCGCAAGCAGCUGGCGACCAAGGCGGCGCGCAAGUCUGCGCCGGCCACCGGCGGCGUGAAGAAGCCCCACCGCUUCCGCCCCGGCACCGUCGCGCUCCGGGAGAUUCGUAAGUACCAGAAGAGCACGGAGCUGCUCAUCCGCAAGUUGCCCUUCCAGCGCCUCGUCCGUGAGAUCGCGCAGGACUUCAAGACCGAUCUCCGCUUCCAGUCCUCCGCCGUCUCUGCGCUGCAGGAGGCCGCCGAGGCCUACCUCGUGGGGCUCUUUGAGGACACUAACCUGUGCGCCAUCCACGCCAAGCGCGUCACCAUCAUGCCCAAGGACAUCCAGCUCGCGCGCCGCAUCAGGGGAGAGAGGGCCUGAGCGAGGCGAGCUCCUCUCACCGCAGGCGGCGUCGUUGUUGCUUCGGGCCUGCUUGUAGGACUUGUGCUUCUCUUGGUUUCCUUUCUGGUGGCAGUGGCAUCUUCGUACCAUUGUGCUUGUUCUUAGAAUCUUAGGGAUAGAGAGUUGUUCAGUUGCUGGGUAACCUGAUUGUUUAUCUUGCAUUCCUGCCUCUGUAAUGGUUGUCUGCUGUCUUAAUGGAAAUGAUAUUUGCUUUUUU